UCAUUUGUUUUCUGCUGUUCGCGAGAUUUAGUAGCGCGCACGGCCGCACAACACGUCCGUCGAUCUCCGGGUAUCGUUAUUUGUGUGGUUACAGCCUGCUCUAUCCAGGUCCGGUUCUGUAUAUUUCCCUGUUUUUUUUUUCGCAUCUCGUUCCGUACGUGUCCGUGUGUGUGUUCUCUUUCGCACCUUUCUUCCUGUGGCGAUUUUGGUUUUGGUUGUCUGAAUCUGAUUCGGUGUGCUGUGGAGAAGCUGUAUCCCAAUAUCUCAUCUGCGUGCGUGUCCAGCACCAUCCCGCUAUCACUCCAGUCCCGGAGUGCAGGGCUUUGUGCGUGCGUGCGUGAUUGUGUGUGUGUUUGCCAGUUUUGGUGUGCAAAGGUGAGCAAAGUCUAUUCACAAUCUCAACAGCACUUGCAUGGUGUUGGCAACCCGUCUUAGUCUGCUGCCGUCUGCCCAGAGUGUCAUUUGACAGUGGUGUUUAACCCGGUGGGCUUAGUGAAGUGAGAGCAGAGUUACUGUGCCGGUACGACCUGGCGGCCAUGCUCCGACCUAUAUACUGACAGACGGUCUUCCUAAGAUUGCUAUAGUGGUGCAUACGCUAGUGUGUAGGAUGGGUGCCUAAGUUCGCUCCAGACGUGCGUGUGUGAAAACGACUCUGCUGCGCCUUCCCAUGUUGCUGUGCUGUGAAAACCCCCAACUCCCCACGAAGUGGAGGUGCCAGAUAAAACACUCCUCUCCAGACCUCCACUCUUCAGCGGGUCCGUGCGAUAGCGCCCCUUGUGCUAUAGGGGAGAGUAUUCAGCGGAAGCAAGAGAAAAAAACACACACCGCCUUACAUUGUACCACUCUGCUAGAUCUUUGUGCAUCAGCAACAACACAACACCUUCGGCAGCAUCAACACCACCCAUCAUCAUCUUCGUCGGAUAGCUCCAUCGAAUUUAUUUAGUGGAAAUUGCUGACUACUGCUUGUGGUGUCUCAACGUACUGCGGUGAAGGAGAAGGCGAACCAGAAGGAAGAAAAAAAAGUUCCAAGUUCGUCAAUUUCGUGGCGGACGGUCUGUCAUCACCUUUGCUGCGAUCAAAAAGAAGACCCGGUCUCUGUCCUGUCGCAGCAGACGUAUUCAAGCGAGCACAGAUCAUGCAGUGUGGCGUUGAAACCAUGAACGAUUGCGAGCGAUCCCCUGGUCGUACUGGACUGCGCGUCAACUUCACCGAGAAGGGCGAGGUCAAGGAGCGCCGCGAGAAGUUCCUCACAGCCAAGUACGGAUCGCACCAGAUGAGUCUGAUCCGGAAGCGGCUAGCGGUGGAGAUGUGGCUGUACGACGAGCUGCAGAAACUGUUCGAUCCUCCCACAGAAGCUAUCGACGUGGAUAUCGACGAGAUUCUAGACAUGGACACCGAUGACAUAAGAAGAUCGCAUUUGUUCAGCCUGCUUUCCGCAUGCAAACGACCACCGCAAGACAUAUCGAAAUUCAUUAGCGAUCUUUUGGAUAGGGCCAAAACUCUCUGAGCUGGACUGGUCAUUUCAGUUUAAAUGUAGCGUUUAAUUAAUUUAAUGUAUUAUCAUUUAACGAUGUCACCACACCCUACCAAUGCUGCUGCUGCUACCAAGGCACAAAACGGAGAGAUUCCCUCCACUGUGGGUCCCUGUCAUCCGUUCCUGUGAUUCCCGGAGCUGCUGGUCCGACCGAUCUAAGAUUAGAAGAAACAAAACGCCACCUCCAAACCUUCUUUUUUAGUUUGUGUACACGGCGUUGGCGAAAGUUUUUCGAGCAAUUUUAAGAAUUCAAAUCUUUCGUUUUACACAAGAAAAAGCCCAAGCAAGUCUUGACAACAAUUUGAACAAAAAUACCCAAUCUACUACAGCAGCGUUUGACAAGCAACAUCGGGUUCCGAAGCUAAAAUUGAAAGGCACAGGUAGAAGCAACUGGUAUGAAAAUAGGUGUUGAGUGGGUGAAGAGAAAGAUUCAAUUUUUCUCCAAAGAAUACUUUAACAAGCAACACAUACAUAUAGACAUAACCACAUUAAGCAGGGUUGGUGAACGAGCAUGAAAAAUCGGACAAACAAUAGAGAAUGGGCAUACAAUAAUAUUGACCAUAACACGGAAGAAUGACGUGGUUGAGGUAGAAGAGGAGGAACAGAAUACAAAUUAUGCUGUAAGUUUAAAGGUAGUAAAAUUUAACGGUAAUCGUUUAUUUUUUGUAUUUGGUUUAAGUUUACACUCUAGCAUUUAGUUUUCUAAGGUUGUUAAGACAAACCCACUUUUUUAUUGGUAAGAUUCUCACACUCGAGUUUUAAUCCUUCGAAACAGGCAAAGCAAAAGAAACAGACAAAAAACAUGUUCCGACACUUUUAAUGAUGUUACACUGCCAACUAUCGGAAGACCUUCAGAAGAUCAUGGAAACCACAAAUAUUGAGCGUCCUUUUGGUUUGCUCUCAUACCAAUAACUCUCACGCGCUUCUCAGUUUCAUUCAAAUAUAUUCCACCAGACACGCACUCGAAAACAGAGGACACACACACACACACACACACACAGUGCCACACAGUCUUAGAAUCUGUGGUUGGCAGAGUACACUAUCCACUGCUUACACUAUUACUACUGCAACUACUAAAACUGAUUGCUCAAUCAACAAUGAAACUUGGAAGUAUUACACUACCUACGGCAAGGAUUGUAAAAAGUGUUGAUAGAAUGCAGGAUGUUCGGUUGGGCAUGGUAGCAAACAAACAAAAAAGUAAGAACAGUGAUAAACCUGAAACACGACGAGCGCCAGCCGGCGAGCAUUAGAAUAAUGAAACCGAAAAUAUAUUGCAGACAAAAUCCGCGGAGACACACGCGCUUUUCAGUGAUGCGUGUGACACCGUUUGGAGGAAGCGAAGUUUAUUUAACUGCCACUGUAUCCAGGCAUCGCGGGUGGCGAGCAUUAGUAGAGCGCCAUGCGUGUAGUAAAAAUCGCAAUGAAGCGUUGCUUGAGUUCGGCCAAACUUACUGUAAACACGUGGCAGCAGUUUCAUAUCCCUUGUUUGUUCGUUUUCAUCGCCAUUCAACUGAAGCGGCAUAGUUGUAGUAGUGUGCAUGCAUACCUUCUCAUCAUCCUCAUAUCACCACGCAUCAUAUCUAAGACAAGCUGAUAGGAUACUAUUUGUUCGCGUUCGGAUGUUCGGAAGAGCUGCGCAGAAACUGGGCGAGCGGGCUGGGCUGAGCACAUAUAGCUUUUUCUUGUCGCAAUCUUAAACUAUACAUCUAGCAAAAACUUACGAGUUACUCAAGUGUGUUGUUUCCUAGCAUAAGUUUCCUUCCUUAACAGGCGUUGUGCACACACUAUACUAAGCUAUGUGUUUGUCUAGUAGGAAUGACUAUAUCCAGGCACGAUCACACAUCAAACAAACACUAUUGCCAAUCCAUCUCCAGUGUCGCGUGUGUGUGUGUGUGUCUGGCAAAGGUAAAGAUGGCAGUUGUGAUUUUGUGAAACAGUGUAACUAAAGUGAAUAAAAGAGAGAGAUUUAAA
Molecule: messenger RNA, 3505 nt
Organism: Anopheles stephensi (Asian malaria mosquito)
Lineage: Eukaryota; Metazoa; Arthropoda; Insecta; Diptera; Culicidae
Product: protein phosphatase 1 regulatory subunit 14B
Exons: 6
Coding region: 1136-1507 (123 amino acids)
Biological process (GO): regulation of phosphorylation
Cellular component (GO): cytoplasm
Molecular function (GO): protein serine/threonine phosphatase inhibitor activity
Source: RefSeq, a predicted model, not a curated record